Messenger RNA from Bufo gargarizans (Asiatic toad), 2412 nucleotides. It is a transcript of the gene SNX4, whose product is annotated as sorting nexin 4. The record is from RefSeq and is a predicted model, not a curated record. The coding region runs from base 84 to 1385 and encodes 433 amino acids. Lineage: Eukaryota; Metazoa; Chordata; Amphibia; Anura; Bufonidae. Gene Ontology annotation, molecular function: phosphatidylinositol binding. Gene Ontology annotation, biological process: protein transport. The transcript is spliced from 14 exons.
GUCCGCGGCCGGAAGUUGUCAGCUGUGAGUCUGACACCCGGAGCGGGUCACUCUUUAUACCGGAAGCGGGUGACAGCGGAGAGAUGAGCGGCGAGGAGGAGCCGUCCGGGCUGUUUGACAACGAAGACCCCGAGGCCGGAGAGGAGGCCCCGGGCCUAGAGGGGGCGGAAGUGAUGUCGGGGGAAGACUCUUUACUGAAGAAGUUUGAGAUCAGCGUUUCAGAAGCCGAGAAGCGGAGCGGGAAGAACGCGAUGAACAUGCAGGAAACGUACACGGCGUAUUUGAUUGAGACCAGGAUGCUGGACGCCCACAGUGACGGACACGCCUCCCUGGACUGCCUGUGGAGGCGAUACAGCGAGUUUGAGUUGUUGCGCACUUACCUCUCCAUCACCUAUCCGUUCGUCGUCGUCCCCCCACUGCCGGAGAAAAGGGCUGAGUUCGUCUGGCACAAGCUCUCAGCUGAUAACAUGGAUCCUGACUUUGUGGAGCGCAGGAGGAUCGGACUGGAGAACUUCCUUCUGCGUGUGGCGUCGCAUCCCGUCCUAUGUCACGACAAGAUCUUCAGUUACUUCCUUAACCAGGAGAACGGCUGGAAGGAGGCGCUGAACGAGGCCGGACUACAAGUAAAGACGGACUCCAGGCUGAAGUCACUGAAUGCGACUUUCCGUGUCAAAAACCCAGACAAACGCUUUACGGAGCUGAAACAUUACAGCGACGAGCUGCAGUCCGUGGUCUCUCACCUCCUGCGGGUCCGUGCGAGAGUGGCCGAUCGGCUCUACGGCGUGUACAAGGUGCAUGGCAAUUAUGGUCGAGUCUUCAGUGAAUGGAGUGCUAUAGAAAAGGAGAUGGGCGACGGUCUGCAGAGUGCCGGACAUCACAUGGAUGUGUACGCUGCGUCUAUUGAUGACAUCCUGGAGGAGGAGGAGCACUACGCCGAUCAGCUGAAGGAGUAUUUAUUCUAUGCUGAAGCGCUGAGGGCCGUGUGCAGGAAACAUGAGCUCAUGCAGUACGACCUGGAAAUGUCGGCGCUGGAUCUGGCCUCGAAGAAGCAGCAGUGCGAGGAGCUGGCCACCGGGACGGUGAGAACAUUUUCGAUAAAGGGAAUGACCAGCAAACUGUUUGGUCAGGAGACUCCGGAGCAGAGAGAGGCCAAAAUCAAGCUGCUGGAGGAACAGAUAGAAGAGGGCGAGGAGCAGCUGAAGGUGCAGAACGUAGAGAGCAGGGACUUUGUGCAGAACGCUUGGCUGGAGAUAGAACGCUUCAAGGAUCAGAAGAACCGGGACCUGAAGGAGGCCCUGAUCAAUUACGCUGUCAUGCAGAUCAGCAUGUGCAAGAAGGGCAUCCAGGUCUGGACUAACGCUAAGGAAUGUUUUAGUAAGAUGUGACCCCGGGAGCCCAGCGUGUCGGGUCCUCAAGUCGCUGAGCUAGAAGCUGCAGCCUGAUCUCCUAGGAAGUAGGGCGUCCUCUGCCUCGACCAUGGGACUUCUGGAGCACUUCAAGUGUCUUUUCUUGUAACUGGAGGUGUUAUGGCGGUCGGCCACAAAGGACGGUUCAGCUUUCAUGCCAAGGCUUUCUUCCCGAUUGUUUGAUCUGUCAUGGCCCAGGCCUCGUGCCAACAGAUCUGCUGCAGAAUCCUUAUUCCUUCAUUUUCCAGAGCUUAAGGAAUUCCGAGUUCCCUGGAGCACAUGUAAGGAAAGGUUUAAUGUGACAGUCAGUGAAUAGAAUUUCCUGCUCCCCGGUGCUUACUCCUUAGCCAUGUACCUAAACGUGGGCAGCCACGUGGACGCAUUGGGUAGGCCGCUGCCAGCACCGUCACUUUGUGCCUUAGUGAUGUCACUAGGUCUUGAAGAACUGGCAGGGGGGGAGAAGUAGAUCAGCCCUGACUUGGAGGUAAUGGGCCCCAUCUUUAAGGUGUUUUUUAGUAAAGCUGCAGCCUGAUAUCACAUGUGGCCCUUCUGUGUCCCUGUUCAUGUAGGACCCCAAUAUUGUGCCUAUUAAAGGGCUGGAACAGGCUGCUGAUAAUUAAAGCUUCACUGCAACUUUCUGAUAGAUUUUUGGGUUUCAGUUUCAUUUUUGCAUAAGAACCUGGCCCGACGUGAUCCUGCUCACACAGCUGAGGGUUUGUUUCAGUUGUUUCCAGUGAUGAGAGAUGCACUGCUCUUGUGUUCACCUUAUAGGACAUCAGCUCUGUGAGCAGGACCAGGGCAGGGUGGGAUUUCUGGCUGUAAACACUAAGUUCACUGACAGCAAGCAGAGAUGUUGAUAAUAGUGAGUUCUGUAUAUAAGGAUUAAUCAUUGAGCCGGAGCGGCUCGUUCGCACCGUCCCGCUCUGUCUUGUCCUCCCCCCUCCUCGGUGCCGAGAACCGUUCACAUUCCUUGUGCCAAAUCAUCAAUAAAUUGUAAUCGUCUGUU